AUGGGGCAAAGACGGAAACAGGUUCAUCCUACGAAGGGAAAGAACAAAGACAAAGAGAUGGUGAAUGAUGUCUAUGACAGUAUGGUCUCCCCCUCAUCGCUACAGGGACUUGUGACCUCUGUAUUUCACAAGACACCUUCACCACCAGGAUCGUCUCCCUCUUCAAUGGUACCCGUGAACAUGCAUUGUCAGCAGCACCCAUCACCACGUCCUUCAACAUCAUCAGCACACUCGCCACCACAUGAUCUUCAACGCUUUCAACCUCUGCAGCAGCAGCAGCAGCAGCAGCAGCAGCAGCAGCCCGACAGGACCGUCUUACUCUUCGAUGGUACCCUUGAACAAGCAUCGUCAGGAACAACAACACCCUUCCUCAUCAGCACCAUCGCCCCCACUCGAUCUUCAACGCUUUCAACGUCUGCAGCAGCAGGAGUCCCCACGAAAGAAGAAAAAAGACAAGAGACCGUCUAUUUUUCCGACAAGGGAUGCGACAACCCUUGCCGUCAAAGGAAGAAAUCGUCUUUUGCAGUGAAGCAGCAGCAGCAGCAGCAGCAGCAACACCAUCCUCAAGUCACACCCAAGUUCACCCCGCAAAGUCACAAAGAGAGAAGAAGAAGGAGGCGGCAGCUGGAUCCACAAGCGGAAGAAGAAGAAGAAGAAGAUGAGAUGCCACCCCCACCUCCUCCGUGGCAACUGGAUCCACAAGUGAAAGAAGAAAAAGAUGUGAUGCCAACCCCAUGGUUGAUGACCCCACCUCCAUCUGAUACCAAACAGGACAGAUUCAUCAACAAGCGAGGUUGA
Messenger RNA from Haliotis rufescens (red abalone), 798 nucleotides. RefSeq names its product protein spaetzle 3-like. Bases 1 to 798 code for a protein of 265 amino acids. The record is from RefSeq and is a predicted model, not a curated record. NCBI's taxonomy places the organism in Eukaryota, Metazoa, Mollusca, Gastropoda, Lepetellida, Haliotidae. The transcript is spliced from 2 exons.